GUAGAUACCUAAAGGGAGAGCAGUUUAAGACAAAAUUUCCAAAACAUAGGGUUUUCGCAGUUAUUAUAUCCGUUCUGAUAAAGAUCAAUCUGCUUGGAUUCGAGAGUCAUCUAAGUUUUACGUUUCGAAAGUCGAACUACCUUCCAAUUUGUUUGUUGACAUUGUUAUUUCUGUUAGCGAGUAGGCCACACGAAUCAAGGUCACUAUUUGUUUACUUCCUCUUUAUCGAAGAGCUUCCAAAUGUUUCGGCAUUGUUCCAAAUGGACCGUUAAUCAUUUGCCAGCAACAAUUUGAUUUUAAUUCUGCUGGUCUAUAAUCGUAGAACAAUCCCUCUAAAAAUGUUCUAAUAUUUUUAAUCAUACAAUAUAUUACUUUUCUCGAUUUAUUUAGAGAAGUAGGACACAGAAUUACAAAUCCUGUCAGGUCAUGUAUUUGAAAGUCAGCAAAGAGGGAAGUCGUCAUGUUUACCCCUCCACAUAAUUUUCUUUGUCGUUUUAAUACUUGAAUUCCAUAAUAACAUUGAUUAUACUGUAUUGCCCCUAACACUCUCCCUUUAAGAAUUAAUUUUUGCGUGUAAAUAAUAGGGCACUGGUUAUUUUGCGAUCUUUUGACGACGACUUUCCGGAAAAAAUAUUUGUUCACAAUCACAGUUCGGUCAUUUUUCCUAGCAAUAAUUUCCACCUUUCAAUUUGAAAUUACGGGUGACUUGAUGAAUUAAUAAUUUUUCUCUUAUUGUUCAAAAUGCUGGCUUAAUUUUAAUUUCAAUACUCCGGACUUUCUAAUAAUUACUCUAGUCAAAAGACUGGCAGAGGGAGUUCACAUAAUGUUGGCUGAAGUAUCUCCCGCUGGAACUGAUUUCUAUAGAGGGCUUUGUCUGUAGGAACAAUAUAUAUCAUGCGUAAUGCCCUGGUUGAUUUGUAGCCAAUGGAACUAUAACUAUCAAAGACGUGAAAUUUACUGUGGAGAAGGCUUGUCCCGCUGUUUUUUCACCUUGAUCAAUAACACGAAAGUGGAACGGGAUUAGACUGUCGGCAGCGAUCUUGUUUCAGUUUUUUUCGACAUUCGGGAAGUGCUUUUUGCAAUUUAUUUACAAGGAAGCAGAUUUGCAAAGGACACGAACAGAAUCUUCUGUUGUGUCAAUAAGGCCAUCAAAACCUUCGCUUAUGGAUGCAACUUUCUUUGCAAGGCAGUUUCAAAUAUAGUCCUGUUCAAUAUUUCAACGGCAUGGAGCGUAUUCGCAUGAAAAUUCCGCAAAUCUGGUUGGUUCCAAACAAGCCUAAACGAGACCGGUCGCUUAGUGAUCACGAUUUAAAUGUGUUAUGUGACGAAGACGAAGAUGAUGUUAUUUCAAAACUAUGGUCAAAAGAUGAGGCUGAAGACGGAGCAAUAUUUUCGGCAACACUAAAGAAAGUACGCUAUCGCUCAAGUGUUGGAUCAAGUGCAGACAAUGAUGUCUCUUGUCUUCUGUGGGAAACAUUGAAAAUAAGAGUUUUGAAAGCUGGAACUUUGUCCAAGAUUAUUGAGCACUUGACUCCAUCAAAUGAAAGUGUUUCAGAAGACGACCCAGGCUUCUUCGUUUGCUUUCUUUGCACAUACAAGACAUUUGCCUCAACCCAAGAAGUUGUUGAUUUGUUAGUUCAUAGGUAUAGGACAAUCAAAGAACAGUUUAAUAAUGGCGAAAUUAGUGAAAAACAUGCAAAUCAUGUUUUCAGUGCAGUUCUCAGAGUUCUCUCAGUCUGGCUUGAUCAUUAUCCAGCUGACUUUGAUGAGCCACCGAGUUACCAAUCUCUUGAAACGAUUAUUAACUUCCUGCAAAAUGAUGUAAACACCAGUGGAAUGGUAGAUAAAGUAAAAGAAAUGAAGGAUAAAUUAUGUGUUAGUCCAUUUGAUUACGAAGAUCCAUUUGGAUUUAAAUUUUGUAACUGCGAUACACCAGUUGGAUGCAAAUGUGGUGUAGUUGGUAGCCCUUCAUUCAGAGGUGAACUGAAUAAUUUACAUGAAGAUACAAACAUAACAUCAUUCUCUACAUCUUUGGUUGCUGAGCAGCUUACACUUAUCGACGCAGAGUUGUUUCGAAGAGUCAUACCACGGCAUUGCUUAGCAUGCUAUUGGUCGAAGAGAGACCAGUUGCAGGGAACGAAAGCCCCAAUUACUAUUAAGGCCACAGUAGACAACUUUAAUGCUGUUGUUAUGGCAGUAACCACGUCAAUACUAGAUGCAGUUGGUGUCAAAACAAAGUUAAAAGAUGCACAUGCAAGAGUUAAAGUUAUUUCUACUUGGAUCGAAAUAGCACGGGAAUGUCGGAACUUGAAAAAUUUCUCAGCAUUAAAAGCAAUUCUUUCUGGAUUGCAAAGCACACCCAUUCAUCGGUUGAAGAAAACGUGGCCUCUCCUGCCCAAGGAAAAUCAGUCUUUGUAUGAAGAGCUUUCGGAGAUAUUUUCUGAUGAUUUGAAUUCAAAAGCAAGCAGGGACCUUCUUAUGCAGGAAGGAACUGCAAAAUAUGCAACUAUCGAUGGAAGGUCUGGUCGAAAAUCCUUGAAGAAACGAGCAUCUUGGAUUCGUGAGGGAGUUGUUCAAGGAACUGUGCCAUACCUUGGAACAUUUCUAACAGAUUUGACCAUGAUCGAUUCUGCUAACCCAAAUAAAUUAGAGAAUGGAUACAUAAAUUUCAACAAACGGAGAAAGGAAUUCGAGGUGAUUGCACAAAUAAAACUUCUACAAGAGGCGGCAAAAAAUUACCAGCUUAAUAAAGAUCCGGAUUUUCUAACUUGGUUUCGAUCGAUAAAACCGUACUCAGAGAAGGAAAGCUAUAAAAAGUCAUGCGAACUUGAACCUAACGACAGAGCAACCACCCCACAAGCACAAAGGAAAAUUUCGAAUUUGCAGAAACAUGCGAGCGUUCCGGACCUAUUUAGCAAAGUUUUCGAUGAUGAAGAUGGCAAAGUUUUGCAGAAAUUUUCGACCCUGUUAAGCAGAAAAAUUUCGAAAACUCUCUCACCAAACGGUACACCAGAACACUCCCCCACUAAUUUGGGGAAACUUUCUCCGGAAGACAAAAGGGUUUUUCAAGAUGAAGAAAAAGAAGUAGCGCGGAUUAUGAUUGAAGGUUGUCACGAACAUGUUUAUAAAAGCGUUUGGGUAUCUUCGAAUGAUAGAACGCAUGAUAUCAUCAAAAAGGGUCUGGAAAAGUACAACAUCAAAUGCGAUGCUCAAGAUUAUCAUCUUUACCAAGUUAUCCCGGGUUCAAAAGAUCUGCAUUUACCGCACAACACGAACAUUUUCUAUGCAGUGAACAAGAGCGUUGAGCUGAAAUUUCGUCUAAAGAAGAAGAGAAAAGAAUCAUUACACAGGAGGUAGCAUAAAAGGUCUCAGUGAUAUUCAGAGCUAUGCUCUGUUGACUUUGAAAUAGUGAAUUUAAAAGGGUAUUUUUGUUAGUUUGUAAUUUAAAGGGGGUUUACUUAGCUAUCUGAUUCUAAUUCUGCAUCGGUACUUGUACUUAAAAAAGUGCACAACUGACAAAAGUCCUCGUCAAGGACAACUGAUAGUCUUCGAUAUUCUGAAGUACUUAUAAGUGCCUUUUACACUAUUUUAGUACCUAGAAAUAUCAGCCAUAAAGUCUUACAGCAUUUUUGCAUUAAUAAAAUGCCACUAUUAGUCUAGAUAUUACUACCCAAACAUUAAGGUUAUUCGCAGGUCGAAUCGUGGAACCUGACUCGAUUACUGUCCUAAGGGUUCAUUUAUAAUUUGGCUACUUCAAACUGGGGUUUUUUAAUUUCAAAGCACCUGCGCAGGAUGCCAAAAUAAUACUUUGACCAUAUCCAGUGUAGAUUUAAAGGGUUUUAAUGACUUUAAAGAAUGUUUUUCUGAAGCUGCCAUUAUGUAAAUUUGAUACAUAGAUAGCCUCCCAUACAGGGUGACGCGAGUAAAUCCUCAGAGAGAGAGACAUUAUCAAGAGGGUUUUGGCAAUAGUCUUUUCGUUACCGUCUUGAGUCAUUUGAGUCAUAUGCUGGCAAUCUUUCGAUAGAUUUCUAGUUUAACGUUUAACGGCAAUAUUCAUUUUGUGAGGAUAUUUAAACUGUGAAAAAACUGAUAUAGGAAUAAGGUUUUUGUGGGUCUCUUUUAAUGUAUUUUGAUACUAACUACAUAAAAUCCAUUAACGGCAAUAUUCAUUUUGUGAGGAUAUUUAAACUGUGAACAAACUGAUAUAGGAAUAAGGUUUUUGUGGGUCUCUUUUAAUGUAUUUUGAUACUAACUACAUAAAAUCCAAACAAGCAUUUCUUGGUUCCAUGUACAAUUUUUUUACUGGCUGAGUAUAAGCUCAGCCGCUCUCUAAGCUCAGCCGCUCUCUAAACUGAAUUACUAGGGAAGCGGCGAGAUUGGCUUCUUUUACAGCGUUAAAUUUAAAUCGAUCUUACAAGAUCCAUAAUAAGCAAAAGAGAAAAAUCAAAAUAGAUUCAGCCAAACUGUGUACAUAACAUAAAUAUUUCGAAAUUUUAAUUUAAUUGAUAAGAACUUACAUCAUCAUUUAGAACAAAAUGAAUUUUUUUCUGUGAAAAGUUUUGUAAAUUUCUGAUGAUCGCUUACUCGAAUUGUUUCUUAUAUUUUAAGAUUAAUGUAUUAAAGUCUAUUUUCUUAGAUUUUAGAGGAUGUUUUUCAAAGAGAAGAAUUUUGUCAUUCUUUUUUCUAAAUUUCUUUUAUCAUCUCGAUCCCGAAGGACUUUGGAAAGAUGCUGAGUGAAGAAAAUAUGGUUUCUGGCAAAAGUUUUGAACCUUUAAAUUUACAAGGGGCGAGCAUGAGAUAAUGGUCAGAAGAUUAAAUAACUGCCUUUUUUGAAAUGAAUAGUAAUAAUAUUUUUGAAAUGAAUAGCAAGGUUUAAUUCAUGCCAAAAUUGCAUUUAGAGAGGGUAGCAAAAUGGGGGGGGGGGCAGAAUCAUGAAUUCAAAGAAAUCCUUUGAGUUCAACAUUUCAAGUUUGACAAUUAACCUGUCUUGUUUCAAUAAAUGUUUUGAAGAGUAAACGAAAUCGACCACGUUUAACGAAAUAUUUUUUACCAUCCUGUUUAUAAUCACAUUGCGAUAAACAAUCAUUACACAGCUUCAAACUCUCUUUAAGUCGUAGUUAUUGAAACCUUUUGAAAUUGAAAGUUGGUAAUGCCCUUCUUUCAAUGUUUCAUAGUAUAUUAGAUGUUGAUAGAAAUAAUAAAUCAAAUAUUGGAAACAUUCAUUCAAAAAAUCAGCAUGGUGUUUAGUUUACCCUAAUUUUUCAAGUGCAUUCUCUUUCAUGCAUAUUUUCUAUCCUCGUUCUUUGAUUGUUGGAGCUCAAUCAUAAUAGAAAAUUAUAUUCUAGGCAAAGCAUAUAUUCUAGGCUCAAUCAUAAUAUAAUAAUGACAUAUAACUUCUAUUGACUAGAAAAUUCAACUCACUUAUCGCGUUCUUCCACCCUUUUGAAAACAUUUAGAAAGAAGUAAAACACUUAGAACUUUGAUGAAAGGGUUGAAAUUUGGCUGGCUUUUCAUAUAAUUUCAGAACAGGACCAUCUCAAUUGCCUCUGAACAGCAAAGCUGCUUGACUAUAUUCGUCCACGUUUCUGAUUUUGAACAUAGUAACUUUGGAUUGCUUAUCAACCAGUCGAUGAUGCUGGUCUCUGAAGGAGAGAUAGACCUAACCAGCUUGCUCUUCGCUGGAAAGCGGGCAUAAUUUACCUCGUUGGCUGGCCAAAAUUCAAAUUUCUUUCUUUCUGACUUUAAUAAAUAAUUGCUUUGCAUAACCUUCACUUUUAGCGUUAACUUCAACUGUUGAAAAACUUGAAUCUCACCUUUAAUGUAAGGCAGACAAAAAGAAUUGCGAUUCAUUGUCACUCUGGCAACAAAGAAUCUUGCCGCCCGAUGCUCAAGUUGAAAUGUCCAAAAUCCAUGCAAUAUACUACAGAUGUCUUCGCACUUGAAGCCACUUACCAUUUGAUCUCAGUAUAUAUUUUAAGUCAACAUCAAACACUAGAAACAGUAAGCAGACGCCCAUAACUCUACUUGUGGUGCUGGGAUGUUGACGUCAGCAUUGUUUGGCGGGAGAGUCGUGAAAACGAGGUUUGCUCUAUUCAGUUAAAAUACUUCGUGUUUCGUCCCAAUACUAUACUGUAAUGAAGUGACACUAAUAAAUAAGUAGCAGUAGUUAUUACAUAAAUCGUUAUCAAAAUCCCACAAGCAAAGGGACUGCUGUAAAACUGAACUUACAUAUUUAAAAUUGAUCCAAAAAAAGUUCAUGUUAUCUUUUUUGUGGUACCUAGUUAGGUUGUCUUGUUUGCUUUCCUCAAACAAGUAAAAUAUUAUCAUUUUUUGUAAAAUUCAGGAAGUAAACAGAUGCUGGAGCUUGCUAGACUGAAUGUCAAUGCAAUAUGUUUCCUUUUACAUUGAUACAUUUUGACUAAAAAACAGCACAGUUUUGUCACUUACUGAUAAACUCAAAUUCAAAUGGAAUAAAGGUAUCAGCUCACCUACCAUAGAAGCAAGGUUACAAAGAAAGUGUCUCUGUUAAUCAUGAAGAACAGUGUUCAUAAUAAAAUUCAGCAACUACAAAUGUGGUCUUCAGUUAAGGAAAAAAUAAUCAGCUACAAAUAAUCAGGAAAGUUUGUUCAUGCAAGUCCUUCGUAGUCUUUCAAGGCUGUGGGGUAACACGGAUGUACUCCUUUCCAGAUGGGACAGAUUUCACUUCAUGUUUUGGAAAGAGCUUAGCUGCAUCAUCCUUUGAGAUUGAAGGAACAACCAUACAGCUUCCUCCAUUCUGAAAAGCAAACCCUUAUUUGUCAAUUGGUUAAUAAAAACAUAAAAAAGUAAGACAUUUUAUUGAGAAGUUAACCCUUUAAAGCAAAACAAGGCUUGGUGAGGAUCUGACUUCUCAAUAGUGUAGAUCUUUCUUAUUGGUGUUGUGUUGCUGACCUAUACAUAAUUUACAGAAAUUCCUUUGACAUUUAUUUUAAGAGAUGGAGGUAUUAUCACUGAUCCCCUGAGACAUAUCUGAAACACCAGAAACUCUUUCAGUGCUCACCCUUUUUAACCCUUUCAUAAACUCUGUCUCGCAGCUCAUUCCUUGCCAAAGCUUUGGAAUGCUUUAACCUCUUCUUGCUUCCCAGACUCUUAUAACCUGUCUUCUUUCAAAAAUGAUAACAACAAAGUAAAACCCUCUCUUGUGAAAAUCUCCCUCCUUUCCCUUGUUUGGGCUUAGUUAAAUUUAACAAGAAAAAUUACCAACAUAACCUCUUUCUAACAUAACCAACAAGAAAAAUAGCAAGAAGACAAACAAACCAGUAUUUUUUAGGAAACAAACAUAAAAUAAAUAGAAGUUGUUACCUGCCAAUCAACUGGGGUAGCAACUUUCUUUUGAGCAGUCAAAUGAAGGGAAUCAAUAACUCGCAAAACCUCACUGAAAAAUGUAAAGAAAUUAAGAUUAAAUGAUGGGAUUUUUUAAUAGAUAAUCUUGGGUAAUAUAAUCAUGAUAAAAAUCACAGAAUUUCAAAUGCCUGAUCAGAAGUAGCUUGCUACACUUUGAACUUUGAGCAACCUGCAUUUUCCAACUUUUUUUGACUACUAAUUCAACUAUAUCUUAUUGCAUUGAGCCAUACAUAUUUUCUAGUACUGCUAAAGUAGCAACUGAGUACUGCUAAAGAGCUAAAGGUACUUGAUUUGUCAAGCACCUGCUGAAUUGUUUAUCACAAGGCCUGUUCUGCAAUGUAUAGAUGAAAAUAAGUUUCUAUUGACUCACGAAAAGUUUCUUCCUGUCGUUGCUGGAUACAAAAUUGAAAGUUUCACUUUCUUAUCAGGGCCAACAAUGAAUACCUACAAUGAAUAACACAAGCAAUUGAAAAAAUUGAAAUAAAUUUAUGCUUUCAAUCGAACACAAAGUGAUAGUUAAAUUAUAAACUUGCACUGAAUGGAAGACAGUUUCAAUCAUCAUACCAUAAAAAAUUGAUUGGCAAAUUUAGUUAGAACAAUUGUUUUUCUCAACUUACAGCUCUGCAUGUUAAUGGGAGUCCCUUUUUGUCUUUCUCAUCAGCAUCCAUCAUCCCAAGCUUCAUGGCCAGAUCACGAUUUGGAUCUGCAAUAAUUGGAUAAGAAAAAGUCUGGAGGCCAUUGUAUGCUUUGAUGUCUUCAAUCCAACCCUUGUGGUCUUCAACACUGUCACAUGACAGUGCAAUUAGCUUCAUGCCACGCUUGGCAAACUCAGAUGAUAACUGUUCCACUCUUCCAAGCUCAGUUGUACAUACAGGUGUAUAGUCAGCUGGAUGAGAGAAGAGCACUCCCCAACUACAAAGUAAAAGAUGCACUUGAAAUUGCAAAAGGACAGUCUGUGCGCUGUAGCAUGGAGUAAGAAAGGUGCAGAAGGGAAACUCCUUUCAUAAGAAUUCAAAUGUAUUUUGCAAGCACAUGUGUGAAUGUAUUUGAGGCUAACAAAGUAUGUCAUCAACGAGAGUGCUUGCUCAAGGCAAAUUUAUAACGAAAAUGACCAAAAAUGCCUUUACUCACAGAUUGCAGCAAACCAAUUGCUGUUUGCCCUGCAAAACUUUGGGAAGGACCAGUCACAUUGAUUGAAAUGGUGUGUCACUUAUCCACUAUAACAAGUUUAACCAAACAACAAUUGUUUUCAUAGAGGUGUUAAGAGAGUUGCCCUUCUACCUUUUCUCUAUUCUGUUGCUGUAAUCAACAUGGUUUUUUAUUAUUUUAUAUACAUUUCAUAAAAUAUAUUCAACAACAAAAAUCCUUUGUAAAAGAAAUUCCAACUGUAUUUUCUCAAAAAGCCAACUGUGUACUCUAUUAAAAACUAGGUUCAAGGGUGUGUG
Rhopilema esculentum is the source of this 8828-nucleotide messenger RNA. RefSeq names its product ral guanine nucleotide dissociation stimulator-like 1. Gene Ontology annotation, molecular function: guanyl-nucleotide exchange factor activity. The record is from RefSeq and is a predicted model, not a curated record. NCBI's taxonomy places the organism in Eukaryota, Metazoa, Cnidaria, Scyphozoa, Rhizostomeae, Rhizostomatidae. Gene Ontology annotation, cellular component: plasma membrane. Gene Ontology annotation, biological process: Ras protein signal transduction.